AUGGGAACUUGCAGCCUCCACGGGAGUUCUUCAAUCUUGGAGCUUAUUAGCACUUCCAAUGACAGGAAUUUCAAGUCCUCCUUUUAUGGUUUUCCCAGGUACCCAUUUGCCAGAGCCACCCCUUCACUAAGUUUCAGAAUUCGAUCUUGUCAUUUCUCUGUUCGUUGUGCUGUUAGUUUCCGACCUUGCAUUGAUAUACGGAAGGGGAAAGUGAAACGAAUUGUUGGAUCAACUCUUAGAGAUUCAAAGGAGGAUGGAUCAACCCUUGUAACCAAUUUUGAAUUGGAUUUGUCAGCAGCUGAAUAUGCGAAAUUGUACAAAAAAGAUGGGCUAAAGGGUGGUCAUGUAAUCAUGCUUGCAGCUGAUCCUCUAAGCAAACCAGCUGCCAUUGAGCCAUUGCGUGCCUAUCCUGGACUGGAAAAUCUGGGUGGCUUGCAAGUUGGAGGUGGGAUCAAUUUAGACAAUUGUUUGAGCUACAUCGAGGAAGGAGCCAGCCAUGUCAUUGUUACUUCAUAUGUAUUUAACAACAGGCAAAUGGACCUUCAAAGGCUGAAAGGUCUUGUCAAUAUUGUUGGGAAGCGGAGACUUGUCUUGGACCUUAGCUGCAGAAAGAAGGAAGACAAAUAUGCCAUUGUCACUGACAGAUGGCAAAAGUUCAGUGAUGUCGAUCUUGAUGAGGAAGUGUUGCAUUUUCUUGCCAAUUAUACAGAUGAAUUUUUGGUUCAUGGCGUGGAUGUUGAAGGGAAAAAGCUGGGAAUAGAAAAAGAUCUUGUGGCAUUACUGGGCGAGCACUCUCCGAUUCCUGUCACUUAUGCUGGUGGCGUCACAGUAAUGGAUGAUUUAGAGACGAUCAAAGCAGCGGGGAAGGGACAUGUAGAUGUUACUGUGGGAAGUGCCUUGGAUAUUUUUGGGGGUAACUUAGCUUUCGAUGAUGUUAUUGCUUGGCAUGACAAUAACAGGAGGGGCAUAAACCACACUUCUAGCGCCAGGCUUGAGCCCUUCUUCAGGGAACUGCCCGACUUGGGGGGUCGCUAUCCCUAGACCAUCACCUUCUUGGCGUGGAGGAUGAUCUACCUGUUUUGUAUUAUAGAAGUUUAUCAGGGAAGCUUGGCCAAGGAAUAUUUCCCCACAAUUUUGAAACGAGACUUAAGUUAUAAUGCAUUGCACUUGCACAAACAAAAGAGCCUCUUUUUUCUCAGAUUUGAUUUCAUGGGUCUGACUCUUUGUUUCUAUGUUGAAUGAAAGGAAAACUUCAUCCCUGUAUGCAUGGAAAGAAUUUAUUGGAAUGUCGAUAAGCUGUUACUGAAAGAGAAAGAACUAUUCAAAUAUGAGUCUCAACUCUCAAGUUAUAAAAUACAACAAAAAUUUGUAAUUUUCCGCUUGGACAAUGGACGUAGAUGCUUGACCUAAGAAAAAAAGAAAGCAAAUCCUUCUUUUCAAGCCUUCAAUGGCUACUCAAUCUCUUCCCAAAACCCUAGUCAUUUUUUCAACCCAAAGCCCUAAUAUCAACCGAACCAUGGCCACGACAGAGAGAACAGCAACAAUGACUUCAACAGCCACUUUGGCUCCGUCGCAGAGACAAACCAUAUCUGCCUUGGAAGCUCGAAUCUCCCUCGUUUUCGCUCUCGUUUCUCAAGCUUCCUGUCUCUCAACGACGUAAAUGGCAGGUACUUUGAAACUUUUGAUGAUAUGGCGAAUUGUUCAUUGACAACAAAUCGAACAGUUCUUUGACAAACUUUUUUCUUUUAUGACAACAUGACCUGUGUUAACAAAGAAGGUAAGUUCAGUGUAUGCACUUUCUGGAAAAUGUUGUAAAUAACUCAAUUUUAUUAUUUGUACUUUUUUAUUGCAUGUAUGCAACUGAAAAUUUACAAAAGAGAGAAAAUGCUAAUUCCACUUGAAGUCCUAUUCUCUUAUUCUGGGUUGUUCAGGUAACUCGAAGAAGAUCCUUGAUUCCAUGUAUGGAAUCAUGAAUCAUUCAGUUGAUAUGAGAUUACAAACAGAUACUGAUGGCUUUAGUCGCCUUUCUUUGUUGGUGUUUUCAGAUUUGAUGCAUAGUUACUUGGAUUUGUAUUGCAUGCACUGCAUUAUCAGGGGUUGGAUAUGUAAAUUCUAAGUAUUUUAUGUCCUUUUAUACAACUGUUCUUUAAAUCGGUUCUUAUUUAUUUGGCUACUUAUGAUCUAGGUGGAAGAUCAAGAUAAGUGGAGAAUGUCUUUUGUCAUGCCAACAAACUAUGGUUCCGAUCUGCCAUUGGCUAAAGAUCCUUCUGUGAGGAUCAGAGAGGUGCCAAGAAAAGUUGUUGCAGUUGUUGCCUUUUCAGGUUUGUUCUCAACUUUUGUGGUAGCAGUACAAAUACAAUCCA
Molecule: messenger RNA, 2363 nt
Organism: Durio zibethinus
Lineage: Eukaryota; Viridiplantae; Streptophyta; Magnoliopsida; Malvales; Malvaceae
Source: RefSeq, a predicted model, not a curated record